This is a messenger RNA of Temnothorax curvispinosus, 831 nucleotides long. RefSeq lists its product as uncharacterized. NCBI's taxonomy places the organism in Eukaryota, Metazoa, Arthropoda, Insecta, Hymenoptera, Formicidae. The transcript has 3 exons. Bases 1 to 831 code for a protein of 276 amino acids. The record is from RefSeq and is a predicted model, not a curated record.
AUGGCCAAACAUUUCGUGACGUUAUUGUGGGUGUCGGCGGCGUUGACCGCGACCCUGGCAUUGCCGACCAGCGACAAGGCCAGCGGAAGUGAGAACGAUCUGGUGGCGAGCAUAUACACCGAUUGCCUGAAGAAAGAAUCCAUCAGCUGCAUCAAAUACAAAGUAUUCACAUUUGUCGACAAGAUGCUGGCCGACAAAGAAGACAUCACUCUAUCCGAGGGCAUCACCGUCGUAAAAACGUCCAACGCCGAGGGCGAGGGUGCGCCAAGAUCUAUCGAAUCCAACGAUUUGGAUACGUUAUUGUUUGAUCGUCUUGGAAGAUUCCUGAGGACGCAUUCGGUCAAAGUUGAUCUUAAGGGCAGCGAUAUUUUAGGAGCGAUUGAGUCUGCCGGACGCAGUUUCGAGGACUUUAGCGACAAUGCUGUCGAGAGCCGUGGAAAAAAGAAGAAAGCGCAGAAAAUCUUGGGACCCUUGAUGAUGGCAAUGGCCCUGAAAGCGGCCGCUUUAUUGCCGCUGGCGCUCGGCGCGAUUGCCUUGAUUGCCGGCAAGGCUCUGCUCGUGGGCAAGAUUGCUCUCGUGAUUUCGGCUAUCAUUGGACUGAAGAAACUUCUCUCUCACCAAAAACACGUGACCUACGAGGUAGUGUCGCAUCCGCAUCACAGCAGCAGCCAUGUUAGCCAUGAAGACCAUGGCGGUUACGGCGGCGGCGGCGGCGGCGGCGGUGACUUCGGUGGUGGUUACGGUAGCAGCGGACACGGAUGGGCCAGAAGUCUACCGCAAGAUGCUCAUGAGAUUGCCUAUCGCGCUCACCAACCCCAACCACAAGCUUAA